This is a messenger RNA of Eurytemora carolleeae, 1770 nucleotides long. RefSeq names its product CCA tRNA nucleotidyltransferase 1, mitochondrial. NCBI's taxonomy places the organism in Eukaryota, Metazoa, Arthropoda, Copepoda, Calanoida, Temoridae. The record is from RefSeq and is a predicted model, not a curated record. Gene Ontology annotation, molecular function: nucleotidyltransferase activity; RNA binding. The transcript is spliced from 16 exons. Bases 27 to 1376 code for a protein of 449 amino acids. Gene Ontology annotation, biological process: RNA processing.
AUAGAAACAAUAUCUUCAGACGAACAAUGACCAUGGCUAAAAUAGAUUCACAGCAAUUCAGGGAAUUGUUGAGUCCAGAAUUGAACCUUCUCUCCGAUGUAUUCAGUAAAAAUGGUCAUGAGCUGAGAAUAGCUGGUGGAGCUGUUAGGGAUUUAUUAAUGGGAAUACCACCAGCUGAUGUAGACUUUGCCACUACUGCUACUCCAGAACAAAUGAAGAAUAUAUUUACAGCAGAAAAUAUAAGAAUGAUAAAUGCGUUAGGGGAGAAGCAUGGGACAAUAACUGCAAGAAUUAAUGACAAAAUUAAUUUUGAAGUAACAACUUUAAGAAUUGAUAAGGUGACAGAUGGUAGAAGAGCGGAGGUAGAAUUCACUAAGGAUUGGGAACUAGAUGCAAACAGACGAGACUUGACAAUAAACUCUAUGUUUCUGGGAUUGGAUGGGACUGUUUACGAUUAUUUUGAUGGACAAACAGAUCUCAAGAAUCGACGAGUUAGAUUUGUCGGGGAUCCGGUUCAGAGAAUACAAGAGGAUUAUUUAAGAAUACUCCGUUACUUCAGAUUUUAUGGUCGUAUUUCUGAAUCACCUGAAAACCACGAAGAGGUGACGUUAAAUGCAAUCAGAGAAAAUGUUAAAGGAAUGGGAAUUAUCUCUGGGGAAAGGAUCUGGAGUGAAUGGAAGAAGAUAUUAUCUGGGAGAUAUGCUGGUCAGCUUACAGCUAAAAUGAUUGAGUUAGGACUAGCACCAUACAUAGGGUUACCGGUGAACCCUGACAUAGAAGAGAUGAUGAUGGUUUGGGAGAAAGCGGAGAAGAACAAUAUUAAGCUUAAUUCUCCGACCCUACUCGCUUCUCUUCUCAGGGAUUCUGAGGAGGUUUUAGCUCUUCAUGGACGGAUUAAACUAUCUGGAGUUGAGAGAGAUAAUUGUCUGUUUGUUGUUGAGCACAGAGGAAUUAAACCUGCCCCUACAGCUAUCCGACCCUAUCAGUAUUUAAUGGUGGAUUCUAAAUCUAAGCCAGCCGACACAAGGAUGUAUAUAAAUCAAGUUCUGCUGUAUAACGGAGACCUUGAACUGAUAUUGUUUAGGAUGUAUAUCAAUCAAGUUCUGCUGUAUAACGGUGACCUUGCACUAGCUGAAGAGUUUGAAUCAUGGGAGGCUCCCCGAUUCCCUGUAACAGGAAAUCAUCUCAAAGAGAAUGGAUGUCCACCCGGAAGAAUAAUGUCUGUAGUGCUAACAAAACUUAAGGAUAUCUGGAAGGAGUCGAACUUUGAGAUGCCCCUGGACAACUUGAUUCUUCAGAUCCCCAGUAUUCUUGAAACAGUCAGCGUAGAGGAUAUUCAGAAGGAAAAGAGACCAAAAUCUAGACAGAGAAGAUAGAUUAUUAACUGAUCAUUGUUUCAUAUUUUUGGAUCUCAGUUCUGGGGUUUAAGCAAACCUGUUUCAUUGCUCACACUUAAGCAAACCUGUUUGAUUGCUCACACUUAAGCAAACCUGUUUCAUUGCUCACACUUAAGAAAACCUGUUUCAUUGCUCACACUUAAGGUUCAUCAAUUUACGGAUAAAAUUUUUCUUUAAAAAAAUUAAGUUUCCUCGCAAAUCAUCACAAAAACGAAAAUUGUUUUUUUUUUGGUAAUGCUUCCCAGCCGGAUUCAAUUAAAAAUAUGUUCAAAAGGACAGACUCCUCCAGAGUUUAAAUAUAUCUGUGAUAAAUUUUAAGAUUAGCAAGGCACCACUGUGAUGUUGUUUAUAAAACAUUUUUUUGUAUUUCAGA